Molecule: messenger RNA, 924 nt
Organism: Canariomyces notabilis
Lineage: Eukaryota; Fungi; Ascomycota; Sordariomycetes; Sordariales; Chaetomiaceae
Product: lytic polysaccharide monooxygenase
Exons: 1
Coding region: 1-924 (307 amino acids)
Source: RefSeq, a predicted model, not a curated record
AUGGCCACUCCCACCUGUUUGUCACACAUCACCAUCAACGGCCUGCUGUACCACGGCUUCGACCCGCGCCCGAACCAGCCGCCCGACCCGCCCGACCACGUGGGCUGGUCCAGCGCCGCCACAGACGACGGUUUCGUGCCCCCCUCGAAAUACGCCGACCCAGACAUAAUCUGCUACGUCUCCGGCACAAGCCCGGCCGCGCACGCCCCUGUUCGCCCCGGCGACCGCGUGCAGGUCCACUGGAAUGGCUGGCCCGUCGGGCAUGUCGGGCCUGUGCUUACCUACCUCGCGCGGUGUGAUGACAGUGGUAAGGGGGGUGGGUGUGCCGGGGAGGACAAGACGGCGCUACGGUGGACCAAGGUGGAUGAUUCAAGCCCUGUGGUGGUGCCCCUUGCGCGGGGGGAGGAAGAUGUUGUUGGGAGGGGGCAGGGCAGGCUGACGAGGGAGCGGUGGGCGACGGAUGUGAUGAUUGCGGCGAAUAAUACCUGGCUGGUGCAGGUGCCGAGGGGGUUGCGGACGGGGGCGUAUGUGCUGAGGCAGGAGAUUGUGGCGCUGCAUUUUGCGGAGAGGAAGGGGGGCGCGCAGAAUUAUCCGGUGUGUGUUAACCUCUGGGUGGAGGGGGAAGAUGGGGAGAAUGAGUUUAACAUGGAUGGAUUUGAUGCGAGGGGGUUUUAUAAGGAGGAUGAUCCGGGAGUUUGGGGUAAUGUCUCUGCGGCCAUGACCAAGUAUGUGAUCCCCGGGCCGACGGUGGCGGUUGGGGCGGCCCCGGUGCCGCAUGCUCAGCAGCGGGUGACUUCGGCCAGGGCGGUGGGGACACCGGUGAUUGUCCUCAGCGGGUCUACGACGGCGCCGUUUGGCGGGACUGCUACGCCAAGGGCCAAGGCAAGGGUGGAAGGGAGGCGUUACGCAGGGGACAGAGCGUGA